Molecule: messenger RNA, 327 nt
Organism: Protobothrops mucrosquamatus (brown spotted pit viper)
Lineage: Eukaryota; Metazoa; Chordata; Lepidosauria; Squamata; Viperidae
Gene: SNCA
Product: synuclein alpha
Exons: 3
Biological process (GO): synaptic vesicle endocytosis; regulation of dopamine secretion; chemical synaptic transmission
Cellular component (GO): cytoplasm; neuronal cell body; axon terminus
Molecular function (GO): cuprous ion binding
Source: RefSeq, a predicted model, not a curated record
CACAGACAUAUUUUGGCCAUGGAUGUAUUCAUGAAAGGAUUUAAUAAAGCUAAGGAAGGAAUGGUAGCAGCAGCAGAGAAAACCAAGCAAGGCAUGACAGAAGCAGCAGGAAAAACAAAAGAAGGGGUCCUCUAUGUGGGGUCAAAGACCAAAGAGGGUGUGGUUCAUGGUGUCACAACAGUGGCUGAGAAAACCAAAGAGCAAGUGUCAAAUGUAGGGGGAGCUGUUGUCACCGGAGUGACAGCCGUAGCCCAGAAGACGGUGGAAGGUGCUGGAAAUAUUGCUGCAGCCACUGGCUUUGUCAAGAAGGAUCAGUCGGGCAAACAG